Suillus plorans is the source of this 1025-nucleotide messenger RNA. RefSeq lists its product as uncharacterized. The transcript has 6 exons. Gene Ontology annotation, molecular function: protein binding. The record is from RefSeq and is a predicted model, not a curated record. Lineage: Eukaryota; Fungi; Basidiomycota; Agaricomycetes; Boletales; Suillaceae. The coding region runs from base 98 to 844 and encodes 248 amino acids.
AAGACUGCGAAACGUUUAUUUAUUGUUGUACAACGUACCAAUACACAUCUUCCCUUUGAUCAGUCAUCGAUCAUCUGCUACUUUGAAUCCGACGUCCAUGACUGAGAAUUCACAAUCAUCUACGCCUACGCAGGAUAGUGGCACAUCUACACCAGGCUCCAGUAGUGCGGGAGAUGCUCCCGCGACUGAGUUUAAGGUGUAUAAGCCUCCAAACUCACCAACCACCAGCGCUCCUCUAGAAGAACUGCCAGACUCCUACUUCACCCCAUCUCCUGCCGACCUGAAGGCUGCCCAAGCAACAUUAAGCGCCCGGACACGAUCACUAGUUGAUGCACCGCUACAAGUACGAGCUCAGCGAGAGGCAGCAGAGAAGUCAAAGAGAGAUCGAUGGCCAAAUACAACGAUACGUGUCAGGUUCUCUGAUCGAACACAGCUGGAGAAGAUUUUUCCCUCUACCGACAAAAUUCGCUCCGUGUACGCAUUUGUGCGCUCGUCCCUCCGAGAUGAUGUAAAGCCUAUCAAGUUUAUCCUAUAUCAAUCUCCUCCCAAGCGCGACUUGAAGGUAUCAGACCCAAAUGUCCGUGAUUUAAGCUUGGCACAACUGCAGCUUGCCCCAUCAUCAGUCCUCCUUCUGCGUUUCGAAGACGAAUCUUUGAAUGGCACGAAUGUCCCCGCACCCCUAUUGCCAUCCAUUGCAGCAAGCGCCAUCGAGCUACCGAAACCCCCCAGUGCUGAAGCCGAACCUCGCAAGGUAGAGAAGUCUGCUACACCUCCCACGACAACGUCGAGCACAAGUACCGGGAAAAAGAUACCCAAAUGGUUGAAGGCAGGUCUAAGAAAGUGAAAAGGAAGAUCAACACAUGUAUUAUCUUGGGUCUCAAUUCGAGGUCCACCUGUAUAGUUGCCAGCUUCUACCAUAGAUCAUCGCAUGAAAGAGAAACAAGUGUAAUUUACCUCAAUACACAGGAAAUGUUGGAUCUAUCUCAUUCGACCAUGCACGUAAGCCUCCGAUAACAUCUUUUACA